CGGAAGUGGAUUUCCAACACUGUCAGGGAGACCGGAAGCAGGAAGUGGUUGCGACAGCACCAGCCAUGAGACUACCGCUAUUAUUUCGGCCCUGCAGUCACGUCUUCCAGGCAUUUUUCGGUCACUUUCCCGUCUUCAGACACAAACUGCUCUCUCGUGCAGCUGCCUUACCGCAUUUAUCCACGUUGAGAAAAACGAUGCACUAUCAAAUCGAAGAGCGAGGCAGCCCAAACACUACAGAAUACCGGAUUUAUUUUAAAAACUCCGAUGGAAACUACAUUUCUCCUUUCCACGACAUUCCACUGAUAGCUGAGAAAGAACAGGGCAAUGAUAUGCCGGCAAAGAAGGCCAAGAGGAACAAUAGUGAGGUGCUCUUUAACAUGGUGGUGGAGGUGCCACGCUGGUCAAACGCCAAGAUGGAGAUAGCGACAGAGGAACCGCUGAACCCCAUUAAGCAAGACGUAAAGAAAGGCAAACUCCGAUAUGUUGCCAACAUAUUUCCUCAUAAAGGUUACAUUUGGAACUAUGGCGCCAUCCCACAGACAUGGGAGGAUCCCAACCACGUAGACUCGGAAACAAAGUGCUGCGGUGAUAACGAUCCAAUCGACGUAUGUGAUAUCGGUAUGCAGGUGUGCACUCCUGGUCAGGUGAUCCAAGUGAAGGUACUAGGAAUUUUGGCAAUGAUUGAUGAGGGUGAAAUGGACUGGAAGGUCAUUGCUAUCAAUGCCGAGGACCCCGAUGCCGAAAUCCUAAAUGACAUAGACGACGUCCGCAAGAGCCGGCCUGGUCAUUUAGAGGCCACUGUCGACUGGUUCAGAAAAUAUAAGGUUCCAGAUGGCAAGCCUGAGAACCAGUUUGGAUUCAAUGCUCAAUUUCAAGAUAAGGAUUUUGCUGUGGAGAUAAUCAAGUCCACACAUGAGCACUGGAGGGCACUAGUGCGGGAUCAAACAAAAUGUGGUGGGAUUGAACGUAAAAAUGUAUCAUGCUGUGACAGUCCAUUUAUAUGCAAUGACAAAGAGGCGACAGAUUUGAUUCAGUCGGCCCCUGCUUUUGGUUGCAAACACAGUGUUCCGUCAGAGGUGGACAAGUGGCACUUUGUCUGAGUGAUUUGGAAAGGAUCAUGAACACACUCGUCAUCAGUAUCAAAAGUGCAGUAUGUGUACUGAAGGGUUUUUUGGAACUGGGAGGCUGGCACUGUCAUCUUUCAGUGCCACUGACGGCAUAAACGUCCAAUCCAUUUGAACUGGACAUUUUAAUUUUUUUAAAUAAACAAGAAAAAAAUGUGUGUGUGAAGUUUAAUCACAGAUUAAAUGUUUUGAAUGCAGUGUCAUUUCCUUUUGUUGUAAUCAUUAUUAAUCGAAAAGAGGUAUUUACAGCGAUCCAUCGUUUUUUACGGUUAAUGGGGACCAGAACCCGCCACGAUAAGUGAAAAACCGCAAAGUAGCACCCCCCCAAAUAGUGCGUUCAAUGUAUUUAUUCAAAUUUAGCACUGAAAAGAGAUGUGAAGACAUGUUUUUUGUCACUUUUUUCCCCAAAGUAUAUUUAUAAAAACUUAUGUAUAUAUACUGUAUAUUUUAAUAAAUGGUUUUUAAGAACUUCAAAUGUAAUACAGUGGUACCUCGACAUACGAUCGCUUCGACACACGAUCUUUUCGACAUCCGACGUAAAAUUUGACAUGCCAUUUGUUUCUACAUCCGACCACAUGCUCGUAAUAUGACGAUUUUUUACAAUACCGCAGUUUUUGUUUUGCCGGAAGACGGAUACACGGCUGAUUUUCUUGUGAGAGAAAUCAACGCUGGAUCCAAAAAGGUUAGCGCAGGUGGAGGAGAAAAAGGUGAGGCUUACCAUUGAAAUGAAGAUGUAAAUGAUAGCAAAAUAUAAGCAUGGUGUGUGCAUCCAUGAACUGGGUCGACAAUAGAGCCGUAGAAUGUCGGCCCCGGCGGUCCUCCUCCGUUCGCCAGUCUUUAUAAGUUAAGGUGACAAUUCAUGUUGUGGUAACAUCACCAAAGAAAUCGCCAGCUUUGCCAGGUUUCUAAUAAUUUAUUCCAUCAAUUUGUGCAACACUGAUGCCAGCAUCAAAACAGGAAGUGAAAUAGAACCGCACUCUCUUGCUUAGCGUCUAGUCAGCCCUGCGGUGCGUUCAGAUACAGUAAAAAAAAAGUCAGCCACAGAACCCGAUUUGUUACAUUAAUACAGGUAUUAUUGUUAUUACUAUUAUCAUUAUUCUGAUUUUUAUUCAUAAUUUAUUUGUUUUGCUCUUUGUAAUUGCUAUUUGCAAUAGUAAGAGUAGUAUUUAUUAAGGAUUUAGUGUAGGUUUUUGGGCUAUGGAACAAAUGAAUGGAAUUAUAAUCUUGUGGGGAAAUCCUGCUCGACAUAAGACCGUUUCGACUUACUUCGUUCCAGGACCUUGUUUGUAACUUUGUAUGUAGAGGUACCACUGUAAUUAUAAGUUUUAAACAAGUUACUGUCUCACAAAAUUGUUUUUAAUCAAGAAUAAAGUACAAAAUGCUUGUUUUUAUUAAAUGCGUCAUUGAGCGAGUCCACUCAAAUCCGCUCAAGCUACUCACUUACAAUGAGUUGCCUCCGCAACUGUUUAACAAGUUAAACAAUGAUUGACGCAUGCAGCGCUUUAAAGUUUCGACUUCCCAGCAUCCCUGGCAAGAUCAAACCUUAACGUCUGUCAAUCAUCAUUAACUUUAUUAAGCAACACCAGUGCAAUGUGUGACCAAGUAAAGCAGCAGGAGCGAGAGUGAGAGACAACGUGAACGGAUCGGGACAGUUCUAUAGAAUACUGCAUGUAUUUAUUUCUUGUUAGAAAAAAAAAUCUGUUUAAUUGAAAAAAAAUCCGCGAUGGACUAAGGGCGCGAAGUUGGCCGAAUAUUGUUUUUUGCAUUGAAAUAAGACUAAAAAUGAGGAGGCCGUCUUGUAUUCGCGGUCAAGACAUUAUACCCAUUCAGAUAUCAUUGAAGCAAUGUUUUGUCAUGACAGAUUUCAGCUACUCUCCCCAUUCACGACGCUAGACGGCGCCAGAUAUCAUUGAAGCGAUGUUCUGUCAUGACUGAUCUCAGCUACUUUAACCAGUUUGCAUUAUUUUAUUGCAAUGUUUCUCCUUGUUCAGAUUUGUUUCAAGACUACAGUUACAGUUAGACUUUGAAUUUUGUUGUUUUACCACAAUAGCUUGGUUCAUUUACAUUUCAAAAACCAGAAGCCAUUCAUUUACUAAUGUGAUUGCACUUUAGUUUACAUAUUUAAAUGUUCAGAUAUUAAGAUUUGAAUGAGGCAAAAUAACAUGCUUUUUCUGUCAAAUAUAUUUUUAUAAAUAAUCAUUUGUUUCGGAUGUACUGUAAUUAUUUUCUGUAUAAAAAUUAAUUUGGUGUUCAAAAAGUCUUUUUUCAAACUUGAGUCUUGAAAAAGAGGGGGUCGUCUUAUAAUCAGGGCCGUCUUAUAUUCGGGCCAAUACGGUACUUUACUGUGUAUCCAACUUUACAUAUCUUUUAAUGGUUUCUUGACUAAUGACCCUUUGUAUGAAUAAAUGCAUUGAGGGAUGGGAAUGCAACAUGUUUGCCUUAUUGACUGAUAAAUAGCACAGACACACGCCCCCCUACACACACACAUUCUCAACUCGGGUGUAUUGAUAAUAGGUGAACUGAUGUCUUUUCACAAGCCAAAUUGUUUUAAAUAAAUAUAAAUUUAUUGGAGGAAAAAAACACCCACAUCUUGGCAAUAUCAGCAAUGAAAUAACAGCUUUAAAAUAAACUGCAUCCAGUACAUUACAAUACUUACAGUUUUAUACCAAUUUUGAAUCCAAUUUUUUGAAGCAUUCAGGUGAACAAGGGAAGCUUUGAGAAAUAAAACAGGAAAUAAGUGAUUUAAUAUCCGCCUGCGAAAAAAAAAAAAAAAAAAUGAACCGCUAGUUGUUUGAGCUGAGUACUUGUAGUACUCUUGCUAUACCCAUUCAAGUAAUGCUGACUCAUAAUCUUCAAGUAUGGCUCUGCUGUUUUUCCUUUUACCUGCUGAAAGUCUUAAAUCUCCUCACCACAACCUGCUACUGUCGCUGGGCACUGUACAAUGAACAGAUUAUCACUCUGGAUUUUACAAACGCAAAAAUAUAAAUUCAAAUGUUCGUCGAGCUAGCAGUAAACAUCGUGUUGACAGUGAGUGUACUAUUUACAAAGACUGACGUUCUUUGAGAUUUGAUCUGUAGCGGGUCAACUUGCCUUGACGAGAACCUACAUCCCGUUCUGAAAAUGUUAUUUUUGAUAUGCACUUUUCAAUGUGAGAAACUCAUUUACACCCUGUUUUAAAUAGAACAUUUUGUACUUUAUUACAUAUAAUAUUUGUUUUUUUUUUUCCUGAAAAAAAUUUGAAGUGCUUUCAGAAAACGAAUUUGUUAAGCUUGGGUGAAUUGUUACUUUAACGUUACAGUCAUUCUGAUAUAUAUCACAUUAAUUCAAAAAUAAAGAGACGAAAUCAUACAAUUGCUUAGUGGUUAUAAAUAAAUUGAACUAUACACAGGCACAAAGACGAUACUGCCUUGGUCUUGCCUCAUAAAAAAUAGCAACAAAAAAAAAACUGCCCUUAAUUAUUCGAUGUCAUACUUUCCCUUUAGUCACAUCAGUGCAUAUGCGUUGUAAGGAAAAAAAACACCAUCCUACUAGUUAAAAAAAAAAAAAAAUCUUCCUCUGAAAAUCUGUGUGACUUACUUUAGAAAAGUUGAAGCGGGACACAAAAUGCAAUGGCACGUCCCUGAAUGAGGAAACAAGACAAAUGCAGGCAAAAAUGUACAUUUUCUUUUUAAAUGUCCCUGAUUUUACAGUAACAUUAAAAAAAAAUCAAAUUUCUAGCAGGUAGGUACAAAAGUAAGAGGUUAACUUUCCCGCCUUUUAGGUGGCAUGCAGUUAAACUGUAACCAAAAAAUAUUUAAAGAAAUAUAUAUUUUUUUCCUAUUGCCAAACUGGUUUUGAGGUAUACGACUGGUUGGUACUGUACAUUAUUUAACAGCCUUCUUCUCACUGCUUAAAGAGUCUCACAUUGUAUGUUUUAACAGGUUGAAUAGCACCCUAUGAAACAAGAUCCAUUAGAACACAAAGAUAAACAAUGAAUUAGGCUUUUCUCAUUCUUUACAACAAACACAGUUCAUUACAGUAAUUCCAGAAAGGGAAUUUAACUUACUGUACAGAUCUCACCUUUUUAUCUUACACUUAGAAUACAAUAAACAAAAGAAUCCCCAGCAAGCCAGCUGCCCUCUGAAGGUGACACCCGAGCUGACCCUGCCUCAUGCUCCUCAGUGUAUAAAAAAUUACAUCAAACUAAGCACCACAGACAUUAAACUACACUUAAUUUUCACAAUUCGGGCUGGUUCAAUGAACCUACCGAAAGGAACAUUUUUGCUGACAGUAAAACUGGAAAACCUUGCAUAACAAAACCUUGUUUUUUUUUUUUUCUUUGUCUUUUAAAUGGUAAAAAUGCACCAUUUGAAUGGCUCAAUGUGUAGAACAUACAGUGGGGCAAAUAAGCAUUUAGUCAACCACUAAGUGCAAGUUCUCCCACUUGAAAAGA
This is a messenger RNA of Corythoichthys intestinalis (scribbled pipefish), 5559 nucleotides long. RefSeq names its product inorganic pyrophosphatase 2 (gene ppa2). Gene Ontology annotation, cellular component: cytoplasm. Gene Ontology annotation, molecular function: inorganic diphosphate phosphatase activity; magnesium ion binding. The record is from RefSeq and is a predicted model, not a curated record. Lineage: Eukaryota; Metazoa; Chordata; Actinopteri; Syngnathiformes; Syngnathidae. Gene Ontology annotation, biological process: phosphate-containing compound metabolic process. The transcript is spliced from 12 exons. Bases 66 to 1103 code for a protein of 345 amino acids.